CGAACAAGCUGCCGAAGCACCGCCGUCUCCGGUCCGCUACUCUGCUUUCGUUAUCGCUGCUCACCGAGCCCGUUGCCCGGUCUCGUGUUACUCGGUUUUGCCGCUAUGGCUUCUUGCUAAGCAGUGCAAGCUCAUAGAGACGGCCAUGCGACGUGGAGUGCGGCCGAGCCUGGCAUUGCCCUUGCGGUCAACGUACACUACAAGGUUGUGCCGGUGCGGGACGCGCGUUCACUUCCGUUUGUGGCCGAUGUGCAAUCGGGGUUGUUGCACUGAACUAUGCGGACGUCGCAAAAUUACAAGAUACCCCUGCAGGCGGCUUGCCCGCGUGGCUUGUCAUCUAGAGUGAGAGUGGCUGCCCUAAUCGCAAUCAUUUGCGCCCUCUGCCUGCUCGUAAUACCUCGUCGUGGUGGACUGAGGACCGUUCUGGAAUCCGCGAAAUACAAAGGCAUCCACAACAAAGUGCUGUCUAUCCGUGACCGCUCCAGCAGGAUGGAUAACUAUGCGACCUCACACGAAGUGGCAAAAGAGGUGUCAAUGGGAACAGUGCCUAAAAAAUCCUUUCAUGUGAUAACACCACCCAACACGCACGCCCUGAACGAGCGCUUCGUUGUGAACACAGCCCAAUGCAAGAUCCCAAACUUGGAUCCUUUCGACCCGUCGAUAGUGGAGUUUGUGAACAAGAUGCCACCCGUGGACUGUUCCUCAGAUUUUCCGAACAUCACAUUUGUAAAGGACAAACGGAUAUAUAUCAAUGCAGCUAUCUUGCCGCGAGUACUUCGACAGCACACUCUGGAAAAAUUUCAUUGCUGCUACCGGCCAUUCUUCAGGAAUCUGAAGCCCCAAAGCGACGAUGACAUUGUGUUCCAAGCUGAAUGCAUCCGCCUUCAGGACGGAGCUAAGGUACCUUACGAAUUCGUGAAAGUGGAAUGCUACAACGGAGAUGCUCUGUUCUACGUCAACUACCACGCGUUUGUUUACCCCAAGAAAUCGUACCAGCGCCGAUUCAAAGAAAUUUACGAACCAGAACACCCCGGGUACCAGUAUAGCGUCCUCAUAAUUGGAGUCGACGGAGUAUCCCGUCUGAAUGCUCACCGCCAAUUUCCGGAAACACUGCGAUACCUCAAAGAACGCAUGGGUGCCGUCGAAAUGUACGGCUAUACUAAGGUGGGCGACAACACCUUCCCCAAUCUCGUACCACUGCUGACGGGUCUCACAGAAAAGGAGUUGGCCUUCGGAGUCUGGACCGAGGACGAAUACCUCGACAGUCUUCCCAUGCUAUGGAAGUCCUUCGCCUCGAAGGGCUGGAGCACGUUCUAUGCCGAAGACAAUCCGACACUCUCGACCUUCAACUACGUCAAGCAAGGCUUUCUCGUGCAGCCUACAGAUUACUAUUUCAGGCCUUUCUUAAGCAGCUGCGAACGCGAAGUCGGUCACCGAAAACCUCUUAACUGUUACCACUGCGUAGGCGCCCAGUCCGAAACUGAAGUCGUGCUUGAUUGGCUUCGUUCAUACAAGGAACUAAUGCUCAAGUGGCCUUCCUUCGCAUUUGUCUGGAUUAAUAGCGCCACUCACGACGAUUUCAACGGUGGAUCAACGGUGGACCAUCUCUACAGGUCUUUCUUGGAAACCCUUCACCAGGGAGCCUACUUGCACAACACAAUCGUACUCUUCAUGAGCGACCACGGGUUUCGCUGGAGUCCUAUAAGAGCGACGCAUGCCGGAAUGCUCGAAGACAGGCUUCCCUCUCUGUUCAUUAGCUUUCCCCCUACGUUCCGACGCCAUCACCCGGACCUAAUGAGGAACGUUCACGUCAACGCCAGGCGUCUAACGACACCGUUCGACCUACACACCACACUAGCGAGUCUGGGAAACUUCGACGGCAAGCCGAGGCCCCUGGACGUGGACGACUAUCCAGACCAUCUUCACUCAGCCGUGCUGGAAAGGGCGGUCAACCUCUUCGGCGAAGUUCCGUACAACAGGACGUGCGAGGAUGCCGGCAUCGAUGGGCAUUGGUGCGGGUGCCGAGAGAGCGCAGCCGAGGAUCCUAGAAGUGACACUGUGGCCCGAGUCGCGUCGGUAUUGAUCGACGGCAUUAACGUAUUCACAGGGCCUCACAGGAACCGCUGUGCGCGCCUCAAGCUAGCGGCUGUGAAAAGCGCUCGUGUGUACCUCCGAGACUCGUCCGCCACCUCGCUCGACUAUGUGUUAAACGUAGAGACGACGCCAGGAGGCGCGAUUUUUGAAGGAACUGUGCGAACUUAUAACAACGGGAAUCCUUCUAAGUUACUUGGGGACGUAUCUAGAUUAAACUUGUACAAAGGGGCGGCGGAUUGCAUGGAAAUUGCACACCUAAAGAAGUUUUGCUCUUGUACCUCGCUGCUCAAGGAACCACUAAAAUUAAAUAAUGUUAGAUAAAAACUAAGAGGACGUGUUUCCCUCGGGCGAACCUAGCGAUUAAAUAACGAUCAUCGAAAUGGAAGCUCCCCGCGGUAUUAACGCAUGAGAAACUCUUGAGAAAUGUGUAAUAUUUACAUGAUACUUAAUCUGUAUAUUUCCCACGUACCCACAAUUUCACUUUCCUCACUUUCAUUUUGCACCGCUACUUUCAAUUUAGUGUAUUUGCGCACGCGAAACUUCCUGACUACACUUUCGACGAGUUUAUAAAUAGCAAUAAUUCUUAACUGGCGAAUGUAGAUCUGGUAUGUAUAAGGGGAAGUAUUGGCGACAUCCCAGCGCUGCUGAGAACAACCAAACAAAGCAUAGUUACGGGCAUGUUCGCCUCAGUUAUUGAUGCAGCCAGAUCUUUCUGUACGCAUCGUGGGAAUAAUGCCUGUGGAGAUGAGCACACAAACGUGGUUUUCAUUCCGAAUGCGACAUAGAUCUUACGACCUUGCAUCAUAUACCUCGCAUAUAGCAGAACGACAGGAAAUAUUCUAAAUACCUCCUAUACCUGACAGCUGUUCCAGGGAGAGGAAGAAAAGUUUGAAAACAACAAUGAUGUUACUAGUAGCAUGCUAUGAGCAUGUUAGUGCGUAGUGCCUUCUUAAUUCCCUUUAGCGAUUGACAACCCUAUCUUGCACAUUAGUCUGUGCGGACCAACGGUUUCGUUGUGGCUUCCGAUAAUAUCAAUGCACUA
This is a messenger RNA of Dermacentor silvarum, 3136 nucleotides long. RefSeq lists its product as uncharacterized. The coding region runs from base 277 to 2415 and encodes 712 amino acids. Lineage: Eukaryota; Metazoa; Arthropoda; Arachnida; Ixodida; Ixodidae. The record is from RefSeq and is a predicted model, not a curated record. The transcript is spliced from 5 exons.